AUGGCCAUGAUCGCGAUCACCCCAAAUCAUAUGAAAAAGGCCAGGACUGUGCUUAAAGCUCUCUGUGAGGCGUGGAAAGCUAUUACUCCCGUCAUCGAGGACCUAGGAAAAUUCGAGGAUCUCAAGAACAUGGCCAUGAUCGCGAUCACCCCAAAUCAUAUGAAAAAGGCCAGGACUGUGCUUGAAGCUCUCUGUGAGGCGUGGAAAACUAUUACUCCCGUCAUCGAGGACCUAGGAAAAUUCGAGGAUCUCAAGAACAUGGCCAUGAUCGCGAUCACCCCAAAUCAUAUGAAAAAGGCCAAGACUGUGCUUAAAGCUCUCUGUGAGGCGUGGAAAACUAUUACUCCCAUGAUAGAGAGCCCAGGAAAAUUCGAGAAUAUCAAGAACAUGGCUAUGAUUGCGAUCACCCUGAACCACAUACGUGUCGCUGACAUUGACGAAAAGCUACAUGGUUUCCUUGCCGAGCUUUGGAUCGGCCGAGACAGAACACAGGCAGCCGAUACAACAGGCAGAUCAACUCAACUGGAGUGCCUCCCUACUCAACAAGCGGCUGGUAUCAUGAACACUCCUGGAGAUGAGGCCACCCAGACUCAAGUGUCCCGAAAGCAAGUUCUUACGGGAGGAGUGGGAACCAGGCAGGUAGCCAUCGUGGUAGCCAUAGUAGCCUUAGCAGUAACGGCCAGGAAAUGA
Messenger RNA from Fonsecaea erecta, 690 nucleotides. RefSeq lists its product as hypothetical. The transcript has a single exon. NCBI's taxonomy places the organism in Eukaryota, Fungi, Ascomycota, Eurotiomycetes, Chaetothyriales, Herpotrichiellaceae. The record is from RefSeq and is a predicted model, not a curated record. The coding region runs from base 1 to 690 and encodes 229 amino acids.